AAAUUAAAUAUGGCCUACUUCACAACCGUGCAAGCUCCAUAACCAUGGCAACACACGGGUACCCACUCUGUACGGCGUUUGCAGGAAGCCCCACCUUCUUCCGGUCAGUUGGGGUGCAAUUGCUGAUAAGGAUAAUGUAGUUAGCGUGGUUUCUAGGGCAGAAGAAGAUUGGCAGCCAGAAUAACCAAUCAUGUUGUAGCUAGUGGGUGUAAUCCUCCUAUAGGGGUGGCUGCGAUCGGGUAGUGUUCUGCGGAGAGGGUGGAAGUGCUGUCAGCGGAUUUUUGUCGUGUUCCAUCUCGGGCAAAAAUGACAGAGCCGGAGCUUUUGCUGGAUUCCAACAUCCGUUUGUGGGUGGUUCUCCCCAUUGUGUUUAUAACUUUCUUUGUGGGGAUGAUUCGCCACUAUGUUUCCAUCCUUCUCCAAAGCGACAAGAAACUAACACAAGAGCAAGUGUCGGACAGUCAGGUCCUUAUUCGGAGCAGAGUACUUCGAGAAAAUGGCAAAUACAUUUCGAAACAGUCGUUUUUAAUGAGGAAAUUCUUCUUCAAUAAUUCAGAAGAUGGAUUUUUUAAAAAGACGAAAAGGAAAGUUGUCCCUCCAUCUCCUAUGACAGACCCCACAAUGUUAACAGACAUGAUGAAAGGAAAUGUGACUAACGUGCUCCCCAUGAUUCUCAUUGGCGGAUGGAUUAAUAUGACCUUUUCUGGGUUUGUUACAACAAAAGUACCAUUUCCCCUGACUCUGAGGUUCAAGCCAAUGCUACAGCAGGGAAUAGAGCUACUCUCUUUGGACGCAUCCUGGGUGAGUUCUGCUUCAUGGUAUUUCCUGAAUGUAUUUGGAUUGAGAAGCAUUUACUCUCUGAUUCUUGGCCAAGACAAUGCUGCAGAUCAGUCACGAGUGAUGCAAGAGCAGAUGACUGGGGCAGCCAUGGCAAUGCCAGCAGACACCAACAAGGCUUUUAAGACUGAAUGGGAAGCACUAGAGCUGACUGACCACCAGUGGGCGCUGGAGGAUCUGGAAGAUGAGCUGCUGUCCAAGGAUCUGAACUUCGAAGGGAUGUUCAAAAAAGAACUUCAGACAUCCAUGUUCUGAGGCUUGAACUGCCUCUUGGAAUGAGCCCUAGCCAUGCAAAGUUUACAUUUUUUUGUUUAUCUGCUUGUAUUGUAUUUUUUAAAGAUGCUAGUGCCACUUUGCAAUAUCUAACUGUGGUACAGGAAGGAAGUUAACUAUGUAGAACCCUUCUUUUAAUGUUCUUUCACAGCUAAGAUAAUCAUGUUAACAAUUUAGACAUUGGCAUCUGCUUAAGACAAAUGCUGGGAUGUUUGUUCUAUAGUUAUUAACAAAAA
Molecule: messenger RNA, 1346 nt
Organism: Spea bombifrons (plains spadefoot toad)
Lineage: Eukaryota; Metazoa; Chordata; Amphibia; Anura; Pelobatidae
Gene: EMC3
Product: ER membrane protein complex subunit 3
Exons: 9
Coding region: 307-1092 (261 amino acids)
Biological process (GO): protein folding in endoplasmic reticulum
Cellular component (GO): EMC complex; membrane
Source: RefSeq, a predicted model, not a curated record